GACUCUGGCACUGGUGGUCUCUGGUUUGCUCUGCCUCAGUGGCCCUUUUCUGACCUGCGAUGUCUCGCCUGCUGCUGCUCUGUUCUUCGUUCCUCCGCCACCGUGUAGUCCUGUUCUCGAAGCCUGGCCACUCAGGCCGCCUCAGCCACUCAGAAAGCCCACAAAACACAGUCCUGUCGCCCACGGAAUCUGCUGUGGGAAUUGUCGUGUUUUUUACGACCUUUUACAUCCCAGCUGCUUAUGUGCUAAGCAAUCUGAAGUAUUUCAAAGGCGAGUAGAUACAAGAUAACACCUCACGUUCAAGACGCUUUCAGAAAAGGUCAUGGCUCCUUUAAAUGAGAAAAAGUGCCUGUUUGAACCUCCUCUGACGAUUUAGUCUUAUAACUGUCUGUCUGUGAUGUUCUGCACUUUGGUUUUUUUUGGACUGUGCAUCAUAUGGAUGGCAAACAUAAUCUGCUUAAGUGUUAAAUAAAAUGGAAACACUUGCUUAUGCUU
Molecule: messenger RNA, 495 nt
Organism: Mus pahari (shrew mouse)
Lineage: Eukaryota; Metazoa; Chordata; Mammalia; Rodentia; Muridae
Product: cytochrome c oxidase subunit 8C, mitochondrial
Exons: 2
Coding region: 60-278 (72 amino acids)
Biological process (GO): mitochondrial electron transport, cytochrome c to oxygen
Cellular component (GO): mitochondrion
Source: RefSeq, a predicted model, not a curated record